AUCAAUGUUUGCUGCAGAAGAUUGCAUUUUUCUUUCACUUUAUCUCAUUUUCUAUUUACUAAAGUGUUGCUUUUCAACCAGCUUGUGUAUAUUACAUCUUUAAUACAUUAAAGCAUAAAACAAUAAUAAUGAAGUUUGAACAGCAAAUAUCUUUACAAUCUGUUCCAUCGUGGGCCGCAUAUUACUUGGACUACAUAACGCUUAAGCGUGUUCUGUACGCCGCCAAGCAGGACACCUCUGAGAGCUUUGACAGUUCCGCUCGCUUUUUGUGCCGAGAGCAGCAAGGUCAAUGCGCGGUACGAGGAUCAACAGGCCGACGCUUGCAAAAAACUGGCUACUCUCGAGGCCCAAUGGGUGCCGAGCAUGCCCGAGGCAGAUGUCAUACGUGGAAAUCUGAAUUUGGUCUCCUGCUGUCACAGCUCGAAAUCCUCAACGAUUUUGCGCAGACCAACGUCAUGGCGUGCCGCAGGGUACUUGAAAAGGCUGACUUGAUUUCAGGACAGUCGCUGGCACAGACCAUGUGGCCCACGUUGGCCACCAUGUCCUUCGCGAGUCUUACCAGCGACCAAGUGCCGCUGCACAAGGCCCGCGCUGUCUGGCGCCGCUGCACAGCCAUCCCCGUCGCCCCAAAAUCCCUUGUCGAUAACCCAUCCAAGACAAGCGUGCGAGAAAUAACCUCGCCCACCGCCACUGUCAGCGAGUUGGACUUGAACACGUUCCCCAUUGGCAAGAUAUCGCGCGUGUGGGUUGCCCUGGCCGAGGACGGAAUGGGCCUGCCGAUCCGUGUGCCCGUCAUGAUUGCCAAGGGCACCAUGGAGGGGCCCAUUGUUGGCAUCACCGCCGCGCUGCAUGGCAACGAGCUCAACGGCAUCCCACUAAUCCACAAGCUGUUCAGGGAGCUGGACCCACAGACGCUGCACGGCAUUCUGGUUGCCGUGCCUGUGAGCAACUCUCCCGGAUACCUCCUAUCGCAGCGCGGCUACAGUGACGGCACCGACCUCAACCGCGUAAUGCCCGGAAAGCCUAAUGGCUCGGGUCCCCAAGUCUACGCGCACAACUUGAUCCAGCGCAUUGUCCGCCAUUUCGAGUACCUCGUUGAUCUGCACACGGCGUCCCGCGGCCGGAUCAAUUCGCUCUAUGUCCGCGCCAACCUGCGCGACCCACGCACUGCGCGCAUGGCGCGGCUGCAGAACCCACAGAUCAUUGUGCACAACACAAGUCCCAAGGGCUCGAUGCGCGGUGCUGCUGUGGAUCUUGGCAUUCCGGCCAUUACCGUCGAAAUCGGAGAUCCGUCGACCUUCAACGAGACGUAUGGCAGGAACGCCCUCAUUGGGGUCACCAAUAUCCUCGCCCAAAUGAACAUGCUUCCUGACGAGGAGCGUCUGACGGAGUACGAGCCGGUUGUGUGCUCACGCAGUUACUGGAUCUUUGCAAAGUCUGGAGGCAUUCUUACCGUGCAUCCUGAGCUCGCCGCAUGGGUGCGUGCGGGCGACCUGAUUGCCACAGUCCACAACGUGUUUGGCGACAUUGAGGAAGAGUACUAUGCCCCUCAAGACGGCGUCAUCGUCGGCAAACACGUAGACCCGGUGUGCCAGAGCGGGAACCGCAUCCUUCACUUGGGCGUCGUCGAUGGCGAACUGCAGGCUGUCGUGGACGAUGGCCACAUGUAAACGCGUGCAAUUGUCAAUUUAAACAACAAACUUUAUCAAUAUAUACCA
Molecule: messenger RNA, 1718 nt
Organism: Kickxella alabastrina
Lineage: Eukaryota; Fungi; Kickxellomycota; Kickxellomycetes; Kickxellales; Kickxellaceae
Exons: 2
Coding region: 129-1670 (513 amino acids)
Molecular function (GO): hydrolase activity, acting on ester bonds
Source: RefSeq, a predicted model, not a curated record